CCUUCCCUAUCUUCUUCCUCCUCCCUCUUCCACUGCCUCUCGUGACUGCGUUCUUGGAGUUGACACUCGUAUGUGCAGAGUAGUGCGAGGGCAGAUGAUAAUCAAAGAUCGCCGGCAUGUUCUCCACAGGCUUUCUUGAACUGUGAACUAUCUGUAAUCCUGUGUGUCUGAGGAGGAAGGUGGACUCUGUUGACAGUUCAAGAAAGUCCUUGGAAAACAUGACACAUCUUUCCCAGUUAUUGUCUUCGUAAGGUUCGAUGAAGGGUUUCUGCGUUUUCACUGCCAUUCCCAUCUUCUCUUCAUCCUUUUCCGUUGUGUUUUGAGUUACAGUGUGAGUUCAGGUGAAUCGACUGCAUGCCAUGAUCGAAUCGACUGGAUUAUAUGUUCCAACAGUUGUUUCUUUGAGUAUCGUGAGUCAUCGAUGAAGAGGACACAAAACAAUAUUGAAGACAUGAAUUAUUGAUGUGCCUUUUAAUCUCACCUGUCACUUGAUUUGACCAGCUCAAUUUCCUUGCAAUUAAUUUCUGUUCGAAAGAACAGAUGAAGAGACCCACAAGCCAUUGGGUCUGACAUGAGUUCAAUGGACGAUGAGAUUAGCAUAUGCAUGUUGGAAGGCAAUACCCCAAGCUAUAAUUGGUGGGUGGUACAGCGUUCCUCCAUCCUCCGCCAUACAUAAUAAGCAACAACCGUUGGCCAUCUCACGCCAUGGUUAAUCAUGGCCUCUCCCCCUGCCCUUCAUAUAAUAGUCGUUCUCCUCCUCUCCCUUUCAUCGAUCUUUCUUCCCCUGUUUCUUCCGUUUCAUUUCCGUAAGGCGAAGGCCCGGUCUUGCCCCUUCUCUCGCUUCCCCACCCUCUCGGCGAGGGAGAAUAUGACCGCAGCCGGAGAAGGGGAGAGGGAGCAUGGGGACGACGAGCAGUCGGUGGAGCGGAUGUUUGACUGCCAGGAGGUGCCUCCAUGGACCCAACAGCUCACCUUACGCUCGCUGGCCGUCAGCGCCAUCCUCGGCUUCUUCCUCAGCUUCAUCGUCAUGAAGCUCAACCUCACCGCGGGUAUCAUCCCCUCCCUCAACGUCUCCGCGGGCCUGCUCGGCUUCUUCAUGGUCAAGACCUGGACCACGCUCCUGGAGAAGACCGGUCUCCUCAACCAGCCCUUCACCCGCCAGGAGAACACCGUUAUCCAGACAUGCGUCGUCGCUUGCUCCGGCAUCGCCUUCAGUGGUGGCUUCGGAAGCUAUAUACUUGGCAUGAGCAAGAAAGUUGCAGAUCAAUUUGGUGAGGCAGACACCGGUGUUAACAUGAAAGAACCAUCUCUAGGUUGGCUGAUUUGUUUCCUUCUGGCGGUCAGCUUUGUCGGCUUGUUCUCGGUUGUACCACUGCGGAGGAUCAUGAUCAUCGCAUAUAAGCUAACAUAUCCAAGCGGCACGGCUACUGCUCACUUGAUCAACAGCUUUCACACCCCUCAGGGAGCCUUGCUUGCCAGAAAGCAAGUGUCUCUUUUGUUCAAAACCUUCGGAGCUAGCUUCAUUUGGGCCAUGUUCCAAUGGUUUUACACUGCUAGUGAUGGCUGUGGGUUCGUAUCUUUCCCCACAUUUGGGCUCCAAGCUUAUGAGAACAGGUUUUACUUCGACUUCUCUGCCACUUAUGUGGGCGUUGGGAUGAUCUGCCCUUACAUAAUCAACAUCUCGCUGUUCCUCGGGUCUAUCAUCUCUUGGGGCAUUCUGUGGCCUUAUAUAAGAAGCAAGCAGGGAGUGUGGUAUGAUGCAUCGCUCCCUGAAAGCAGUCUUCAUGGAAUCAAUGGUUACAAGGUGUUCAUAUCCAUUGCUAUGAUACUGGGUGACGGGCUGUUCCACUUUCUAGUCGUGUUCUUCCGCAGCUCCUACGACAUGUACAACAAGCGCCAGCGCAAGGACGCCGCCACACCCUUCGCCGACGCUGCUGCCCUUGUUGGGCCCUGCCUUAGCUUCGACGACCGCCGCCGCAGCAAUGUCUUCCUCAAGGAUCAGAUCCCUACCACGGUUGCCAUCGCGGGCUACGUCCUCUUUGCCGUCAUCUCAGUCAUCACGGUUCCCUUCAUCUUCCCCCAGCUCAAGUUCUAUCACAUCAUUGUCGCCUACAUCAUCGCGCCGGUCCUUGCCUUCUGCAAUUCCUACGGUUGCGGGCUCACCGACUGGUCUCUCGCCUCCAGCUACGGCAAGCUCGCCAUCUUCAUUUUCGGCGCGUGGAUUGGGAUGAACAACGGCGGCGUGCUCGCUGGCUUAGCUUCGUGCGGCGUCAUGAUGAGCAUCGUGUCGACCGCAUCGGAUCUGAUGCAGGAUCUGAAGACCGGCUAUCUUACCCUCUCGUCGCCUAGGUCCAUGUUCGUGAGCCAAGUAAUCGGGACGGCCAUGGGAUGCGUGAUCGCCCCCAGUGUUUUCUGGAUCUUCUACUCAGCCUUCGACCUGGGGAGCGAAACGUCUGGGUACCCGGCGCCGUACGCCAAGGUCUAUCGAGGGAUCGCGAUCCUUGGCGUGGAGGGCCUCUCGGCGCUCCCCAAGUACUGCUUGAACUUCUGCGCCGUCUUCUUCUUCGUGUCAUUCGCCAUCAACGGGCUGAAGGAGGUGGCCAAAUACAAGAACUGGAAGAUCUACAACUACAUCCCGAGCGCCAUGGGCAUGGCCAUACCGUUCUACCUGGGGUCCUACUUCACCAUCGACAUGUGCGUGGGGAGCUUGAUACUCUACUUGUGGGAGAGGGCGGACAAGCGGCACGCCACAGUGUUCGCGCCGGCCGUGGCAUCGGGGUUGAUAUGCGGCGACGGGAUAUGGUCGCUGCCGGCGUCUCUGCUGUCCUUAGCGAAGGUGCAGCCACCCAUAUGCAUGAAGUUCCUGUCCCGUGCUGACAACGACAAGGUAGACGCCUUCUUGAGUGGAUGAGCUCAUGGUGUCCAAAAUAACCAUCGUUUCAGGGAAUUACUGGUGGAGCAUUAACAGUGCAGUUAUCCCUAUGAAACGGUGUAUCCUGUCCACCCCUGUGUAUCAAGUAUCAUCUAUCCACAUAUGGCGUUAAGGAUUUUUAUGCCGUGGCAAAGAUUCCGAUAGGUUCAAGAAUCCCAUGAAACGUCUUCGACACCCAUAAGUCGCGCCAAAUCGAUGGACGAGUCGCUCCAUUCAUCUACGACGAGCCAAAUUGAAACGUGUCACGCCCACGCAAAGCCACGUACGACGAGACCGCUCCACGACACCGAAUUAAAUCCCUGGAAAUAUUAUUUUGUAUUAUUAAUUAUAUUUGUCGAUGUGGAUGUAAAUAUCUUUUUUUUCCUCUUUAUUAAUAUUUUUUAUUUUCAUUUA
Molecule: messenger RNA, 3325 nt
Organism: Musa acuminata AAA Group (dessert banana)
Lineage: Eukaryota; Viridiplantae; Streptophyta; Magnoliopsida; Zingiberales; Musaceae
Product: probable metal-nicotianamine transporter YSL8
Exons: 6
Coding region: 716-2911 (731 amino acids)
Cellular component (GO): membrane
Molecular function (GO): oligopeptide transmembrane transporter activity
Source: RefSeq, a predicted model, not a curated record